GGACAGCUCCUUGUCUCCAUCGUUCGGAGUGUCCUAUGUGGUUUUACUUCACGUUGUACAUUUGCCCAAAUUCUACAACUUUUUCGACGUGUCUUCGUUCGCCUCAGAGGCUUCUUCUUGCCAACCAGAAAACCUGAAGACGAUCGUAGAUCCCAUGGAAAGCCAUCGGAUGUCAAGGAAUCUCAAGGGGUAAUACUACCCAGCCGAGUACCAAGCCAAGAUAUGAUAUUGCCCAGCAUUGAAUACCAGGUGUCUGAGAAGACCAAUGAAAAUCUCGACGUGUCUUUCGGUGCAGCGGUCUCUAGACUCGAGUCUGAAGACAAACAUGCCCCUUCUCAUACUCUAUCUGCCAGCGAUAGUCCACAGAUUGAGUACCACCAUGGCGUUACUCCGUACAAACCGGACGAACCUAAUCCUCGAGGUCAUCUACCCGCGGCAUUUCCCAUCCUUCACACGGCAGGUUCCUUUGGUCCCAAGAUGAUCCCUUAUGGGUCAGGGAAGAGCAGAGUCCACGAACCAUCUGUCAUACCGAGCAUGACAAUGCACAUUGAGGGAGAGGUUGUUCCUGGAGGCUGGACAGCAUGUCGACACCCAGAUGGUCAACUUUACUUUUGGCAUGAAGCUAAGAAACUCUACACGGAUGCGCACCUCUACAAUCCAAAAGUGUACUCGCUGAUUGAACGCUUUGCCAAUCACUUAUAUCAAGUUGCUCAAGAGAAGAAUAUGGUUCUGCCGCUAGAUGCGGAACUCGUCCUGGACCUCAGAGUAAACGGUACUUGUGGUUACUAUUUUGUCAUGACCUCUCUCAACACGUUAUUCUGGAUUCACGACUUCGAUAUUACUUGGUAUGUCUCGCGCGAAGCUGGCGUAGCGUCUCCGUCCAAGGAUCGCCUGGCUCGCUUGAUGGAAUAUGUCUAUUGGCUACAUCUCAGAAACUUUCCGCACGGGCACUCUAUACCACACACAAGGGUUCGCGAGCUUACUGGCAGAAUAACCAAUUUGAUCAUUGGUGUUUUGACGGGACCUUCCUCGGACCCUCCGGAGCGCGCCCGAAUGGAGGAAAUGCUGACUCUGGUCCCUCACCUGGAUGAUCCCGACCAUCACAGGACCUGUGCACUUGCGAAAGCCAUGUGCUACUUCACUUUCGGAGACUUCAUGGCCAUUGAAGACAUUGGGGAAGUAGCAGAACCCAAACUUGAACCGAACCCUCGACCUCCACCAAGUAUAGGAACCGUGCGUCUCUCUUCGAGAGUGGUGCACAUUAUCUUCGCCAUGCUCCUCUUCGCGCCCGCCGACACGAUGCGUCUACUCAAGGCUUUACAUGCUUCCCCAACAGGUACUCGGGCGCAACAUUGGACGCCUAUCGUUGAACAAUUGAAAAUAGGAUGGCAAGAAUCGACUGUCUUCGCUACGGUGUUGCUUAACGCCAAUGUAGCGUUCCUCGCGAUCCCAGAUGUGAUCGGAAGUGACUUCAGUCGAACUCCAGCACAGGUAGCGAGCUUGAUAUCUGUUGCAAGUAGUAUCGGUAGUGUUUUGAUGGGUCUAUUCCUCCUUGGCCGAUAUCGCAUCGACGCUGAAGACUCGGCUCGCGAUCUCGCAAACUUCAGGACUUUCAGGAAACCCUCAUGGGGUACGGCAGUCGAACACUUGGCCGUAGUCUAUGCGCUGCCAUAUGCGUUACUCAUGUGGGGGAUGUUGACUUUCCUCGUAGCGCUGUCAGCGGAAUGCUUUAGCACGCAUGACACAGUCUCUCUGACAGUUACUGGGGUAGCUUGGGCAGUCAUUGCGAUAAUCAUCUUGUGGUAUUUCUACGGCGUGUGGGCGGCUGGUGAACCUCACCCAACAGCGCUGGAAGACCCCAAUCGACCUGUCUGGGGAGGGCUGAAGCAUAUCUUUGGACGGCUUUUGCGAUGUAUGAGGGGAAAACUGCGAGGGAAUCGUGGAUAGGUAGACCUGCGCUGCAGCAUGGAAUGCAUCCCAGAAACAUGGUCAGAAUUGCGAGGAAACGGCAGUCCGAAGAGUCCGUCAUAGGCUGCACAGAUAAUAAUGUUGAAGUACUUUGUCCGUGAAAGUCGCUAGAAUUCAACCUUCAAGCUCGAGCUCGAGGUUCAAACGGCCUGAAGAUCAUUGCUUUGCAUGUUCUCCUCAGAUACCGUGGAGGCCUUCCGGCACACUCGAAGGACGUUGGCCACAAGGCCAACAGAAGAACACGCAGUCUUCGCAGUCC
This is a messenger RNA of Somion occarium, 2227 nucleotides long. The record is from the annotation of a GenBank genome assembly. NCBI's taxonomy places the organism in Eukaryota, Fungi, Basidiomycota, Agaricomycetes, Polyporales, Cerrenaceae.